AUGACCACAGCAGCUCCAGCUCUAACUACUGCUGCUCCUGCUAAAUCAACUCUUGCCCCUGGAAUAACAACAACUUCUCCAGGUCUUACUACUCCAGCUUCUGCUGCAACAACACUUGCUCCGGGCAUGACCACUGCAGCUCCAGCUCUAACUACUGCUGCUCCUGCUAAAUCAACUCUUGCCCCUGGAAUAACAACAACUGCCCCAGCUCUUGCUAAAUCAACUCUUGCCCCUGGAAUAACAACAACUGCCCCAGGUCUUACCACUCCAGCUUCUGCUGCAACAACACUUGCUCCAGGCAUGACCACUGCAGCUCCAGCUCUAACUACUGCUGCUCCUGCUAAAAUCAACUCUUGCCCUGGAAUAACUACACCUGCUCCAGGUCUUACCACUCCAGCUUCUGCUGCAACAACACUUGCUCCGGGCAUGACCACAGCAGCUCCAGCUCUAACUACUGCUGCUCCUGCUAAAUCAACUCUUGCCCCUGGAAUAACAACAACUUCUCCAGGUCUUACUACUCCAGCUUCUGCUGCAACAACACUUGCUCCGGGCAUGACCACAGCCGCACUAGUUGUAACUACUGCUGCUCCUGCUAAAUCAACAUUUGCCCCUGGAUUAACAACACCUGCUGCAGGUAUUAUUACUCCAGCUCCUGCUGUAACAACACUUGCACCGGGCAUGACCACAGCACCUCCAGUUGUGACUACUGCCGCUCCUGCUAAAUCAACAAUUGCCCCAGGAUUAACAUCACUUGCUCCUGUGUUAACUACUGUUGCUCCUGUAAAAUCCACAUUUGUUCCUGUCCGAGCUCUAACAACUAUUUCACCGAGAUUGUCUACACUUGCUCCAGCUAUCCUGUCAACAGCAACUGCAGUAACAACACUUGUUCCACUGACAACGGCAGCAGUAACAAAACCUGUUCCAGUGACAACAGCAGCAGUCACAACACCCAUUCCAGUGACAACAGCAGCAGUAACAACACCUGUUCCACUGACAAAAGCACCAGUAACAACACCUGUCUCUGUCACAUUGACAUCUCUCCCUGUUACUACACCAGCUGUAGUCUCAACAGCAGCAGUAACAACACCUGUUCCUGUAACAAAAGCCGCAGUAACAACACCUGUUGCAGUGACAACAGCAGCAGUAACAACACCUGUCUCUGUGACAUUGACAUCUCUCCCUGUUACUACACCAGCUGUAGUCUCAACAGCAGCAGUAACAACACCUGUUCCUGUAACAAAAGCCGCAGUAACAACACCUGUUGCAGUGACAACAGCAGCAGUAACAACACCUGUCUCUGUGACAUUGACAUCUCUCCCUGUUACUACACCAGCUGUAGUCUCAACAGCAGCAGUAACAACACCUGUUCCUGUAACAAAAGCCGCAGUAACAACACCUGUUGCAGUGACAACAGCAGCAGUAACAACACCUGUCUCUGUGACAUUGACAUCUCUCCCUGUUACUACACCAGCUGUAGUCUCAACAGCAGCAGUAACAACACCUGUUCCUGUAACAAAAGCCGCAGUAACAACACCUGUUGCAGUGACAACAGCAGCAGUAACAACACCUGUCUCUGUGACAUUGACAUCUCUCCCUGUUACUACACCAGCUAUUCCUCCUACAACAGCUGUAGUCUCAACAGCAGCAGUAACAACACCUGUUCCUGUAACAAAAGCCGCAGUAACAACACCUGUUGCAGUGACAACAGCAGCAGUAAAAACACCUGUUCCAGUGACAACAGCAGCAGUAACAACACCUGUCUCUGUCACAUUGACAUCUCUCCCUGUUACUACACCAGCUAUUCCUCCUACAACAGCUGUAGUCUCAACAGCAGCAGUAACAACACCUGUUCCUGUAACAAAAGCCGCAGUAACAACACCUGUUGCAGUGACAACAGCAGCAGUAACAACACCUGUUCCAGUGACAACAGCAGCAGUAACAACACCUGUCUCUGUCACAUUGACAUCUCUCCCUGUUACUACACCAGUGACGUGUCUCUAUGUCAACGGAAUGGAUGAUGAAACAAUCAUUCCUGAUAAAGCCAUUCAGUUGUAUCCAUGCGGAAUUCCCAGUGACAUUCGACCUGCUAUUCCUCCUACAACAGCUGUAGUCUCAACAGCAGCAGUAACAACACCUGUUCCUGUAACAAAAGCCGCAGUAACAACACCUGUUGCAGUGACAACAGCAGCAGUAACAACACCUGUUCCAGUGACAACAGCAGCAGUAACAACACCUGUCUCUGUCACAUUGACAUCUCUCCCUGUUACUACACCAGCUAUUCCUCCUACAACAGCUGUAGUCUCAACAGCAGCAGUAACAACACCUGUUCCUGUAACAAAAGCCGCAGUAACAACACCUGUUGCAGUGACAACAGCAGCAGUAACAACACCUGUUCCAGUGACAACAGCAGCAGUAACAACACCUGUUCCAAUGACAACAGCAGCAGUAACAACACCUGUUCCAGUGACAACAGCAGCAGUAACAACACCUGUUCCAGUGACAACAGCAGCAGUAACAACACGUGUUCCACUGACAAAAGCAGCUGUAACAACACCUGUUCCAAUGACAACAGCAGCAGUAACAACACCUGUUCCAGUGACAACAGCAGCAGUAACAACACCUAUUCCAGUGACAACAGCAGCAGUAACAACACCUGUUCCAGUGACAACAGCGGCAGUAACAACACCUGUUCCAGUGACAACAGCAGCAGUAACAACAACUGUUCCACUGACAACAGCAGCAGUAACAACACCUGUUCCAGUGACAACAGCGGCAGUAACAACACCUGCUCCUGUGACGAAAGCCACAAUAACAACAACUCUUGCAGUGACAAAAGCAGCAGUAACAACACCUGUGCCACUGACAAAAGCAGCAGUAACAACACCUGUGCCACUAACAAAAGCAGCAGUAACAACACCUGUGCCACUGACAAAAGCAGCAGUAACAACACCUGUUCCAGUGACAACAGCAGCAGUAACAACACCUGUCUCUGUCACAUUGACAUCUCUCCCUGUUACUACACCAGGUAUACCAUUAAUAUCUGUCUAUUAA
Messenger RNA from Acanthosepion pharaonis, 3051 nucleotides. Lineage: Eukaryota; Metazoa; Mollusca; Cephalopoda; Sepiida; Sepiidae. The record is from the annotation of a GenBank genome assembly.